Molecule: messenger RNA, 1370 nt
Organism: Paramecium octaurelia
Lineage: Eukaryota; Ciliophora; Oligohymenophorea; Peniculida; Parameciidae
Source: the annotation of a GenBank genome assembly
AUGUCUAAGUGCGUUAAUGGGUUGAGAAGCAGAUUAACAGCCAUCAUUGGAGCUUAAUGGGGAGAUGAAGGUAAAGGAAAACUUGUAGAUAUCUUGGCUGAGAAAUACGAUUAUUGCGCUAGAUUUAAUGGAGGAGCAAAUGCAGGACACACAAUAGUAGUUGGAGGUGUAAAGUAUGCAUUUCACUUGUUGCCAUGUGGAAUCUUAUACUAGACAUGUAUGAAUGUGAUUGGAAACGGAGUUGUGGUGAAUAUCCCAACUUUGUUUGAAGGUAUCUUUUAUAUUUAUUUAAAGAAUUGGCUCAACUGGAUAAAAAUCGAGUGGAUUAUACUGGAAGACUAGUCAUUUCCAAUAGAGCUCAUCUUGUAGUUGAUGGAUUGCUCGAGGCAGACGCCAAAAGUGAGAGUGAUUCAAGAAGUAUUAAUUAUUUCUAUCCCUAGAAAAAUUUCUUGGNCUAGAAAUUAUAAUUGGCCUGAAGAAGCUAAGUCAGAUGGAUUUGCAUUCGGCCAGAAGAUUCCUCCUUCUGAAUAUUCAGCUAAAGAGGUUGUGUUUCCUCCAGAUGCGAAGAGAGAUGAGGAGAGAAUUAGAUUGAUGUAUUUGAAAAGUCAUGGGAAUUUUGAAGCAGGGGAAUAGAAAAAUAGAGAAUAUAAUUGGAAGAUCAAUCCUAAUGAUUAUAGAUUUGGCAAAAAGGAGGAGAGAGAAUAGGAAUAGAUGAAGAAAAUAUUAUAACAUGAACUCACUUAAAAUUAAUAUCCUAAGACUACUAUAAUCUCAAAGAAUCAAGAAGAUUGGAAGAAUUACAAUGAGGACCCUUUGGGAAAACCGAAGAAUCAAGCGUAAUUGAAUCCCAGAAUGCCAUAGAUAUUUGGGGAGAUGAAAAAGGAUGAAUAAUGGACAGCUGGAUAAUGCAUCAAUGGUUAGCCUACUUAAAAAGAAGUGUAGCCUGAUCUUGAUUUAGGUAAAGCCACAAAAUUUGGCUUUAGAAAUUAACCAAAACCAGGGGAUGAAACCAGAGCUUUUGGAGUACCUGCAAUCAGGAAUGACAUAAAUAAAAAAGGGAUUAAAUCAGUUGCAGAUCCCCAAAAUUAUGGUGAUGAAGUACCGGCUGUAGCUCUGUUGUUCCCUGAAAAAUUCUCACAUAUGGGAUUAACAGAACAAGAUUUCUUAAGAUUAAGAACAAAAAAAGAAAUUAAGGAAAUUUUUGAAUCAAUUGGGAUUAAAUAUGGGAUUGGAAAAUUUGAAGGCAUAUUUAAAAGGGCAAAGGAAAUUGUAAUUAAAUUUAUAAUUAUUUAAAGCAAAGUGCGUAAGAUGACAAAGUAUCUGUAAAAGCCUUUUAAUUGGCAGUAUAAGAGAUGCAUUAUAUUGAUUGA